Boleophthalmus pectinirostris (great blue-spotted mudskipper) is the source of this 4627-nucleotide messenger RNA. Its product is annotated as protein bicaudal D homolog 1-like. Gene Ontology annotation, cellular component: Golgi apparatus; cytosol. Gene Ontology annotation, molecular function: dynein intermediate chain binding; dynein complex binding; cytoskeletal adaptor activity. The record is from RefSeq and is a predicted model, not a curated record. The coding region runs from base 1 to 3159 and encodes 1052 amino acids. NCBI's taxonomy places the organism in Eukaryota, Metazoa, Chordata, Actinopteri, Gobiiformes, Gobiidae. The transcript is spliced from 12 exons. Gene Ontology annotation, biological process: protein localization to organelle; positive regulation of receptor-mediated endocytosis; regulation of microtubule cytoskeleton organization.
AUGGCUGCGGGGGGAGCGGCAUGUGGCGGGGACACCUCGGAGCACUGUCGGGCCGACGUGGAGCGCCUGACACGGGAAUUGGCGGAGGCCAACCGCGAGAAGAUCCGGGCGGCGGAGUGUGGACUGGUGGUUCUGGAGGAGAACCAGAGUUUGAAGCAGCGAUGCGCGGAGCUGGAGGCCGAGCAGGAGGCGCUGAGGCUGGAGCUGGAGCAGCUACAGGAGGCUUUCAGUCAGGCCUACUCCACCCAGCGCCGAGUGGCCCAAGACAGUGAGAGCAACGAGGAGAGCCUGCUGCAGGAGUCUGCCUCCAAAGAAGCAUACUACAUGAGCCGCUUGCUGGAGCUGCAGCUGGAGCUCAAGGAGGAGAGGGCCAGUGCAGCCGGCAGCCAAGCUGACAGGCAGCAGCUCAGGGAGACUGUGCAGGAGAUGCGAGAGAAGAGUCAGGCCCUGGAGCUGCAGCGAGUACGGCUCACAGAGGAGCUCCAGGAGGUGAAGCAGCGAGAGGCCAGACUCCUGCAGGACUACAGUGAGCUGGAGGAGGAGAACAUCUCACUGCAGAAGUUAGUGGCCACGCUCAAGCACAACCAGGUGGAGUUUGAGGGCUUGAAGCAUGAGCUGAAGGUGGUGGAGGAGGAGGCGGAGGUGCUGCAGGGCCAGCUGCAGGACGCGCUGAGGCUGAGGGAGCUCUCUGAGGGUCAGCUGGAGGAAGCUCUGGAGGCCCUGAAGAGCGAGAGGGAGCAGAAGAGGCUCCUCCGUAGGGAGCUGCUGCACCACCUCAGCAUGUGUGACGUGGCCUACACCGGCUCAGCGCACCUCCUGUUCACCUCUGCCCCCCCGAGUGGAGCCGGCACCCCCAACACCCUGCUGUCCCCCUCCUCUGAGGACCCCAACAGGUGUAACGGUCUUGUUCUGAGUGGGGCAGGGGCACCUGCAGCUCCUCUGCACUGCUCCAGCAGCUCCUCCACUCUCCACUCAGAGAUGAACCUCACAGAGAUCCAGAGGCUGAGACAACAACUGCUCACGGUGGAGCAGGAGAAGGUGGCUCUCCUGAAGAGCUUACAGGAGUCUGAGGCCCAGCUCAUACACACACAAGGGGCCUUGACAGAGCAGCAUGAGUGGGCUCUGCAUCUCACUCAGAGAAUGACUGCUCUGCACCACCCCCAGCACGAGGAGACCCACUGUGACACAGCCCAGCUGCACCAGGAGGCCCACAGCAGCAAAGAUCCACUGCAGCAUGAGGCCCAUGGCAGCAAGCUCCCACUGAACCAAGAGGACAAUGCAGGCACCAGAUCUGAGCUAAGGUUGGACUCUUUGAGCUCACAGGGGUUUUCCCAGCAAACCUCAGGGCUUGAGGUCCUGCAGUUCAAAUACCGCAUGGCAGAGAACGAGAUGGUGGAGCUGAAGGCCGAGCUCAGAUGUUUAAAGGACAAAAUGUCUCAGAGUGAGGAGAGGUCUGAGGACAGGCAUGGUCAGCUCCAGAGACUUGAGAAGAACUGUCAGGACGCACAGGAGAAGAUUUCACGGUUGGAGCUGGAGUUGAAGGCGGCGUCUUCUUUGGCUAAUGACAGAGAAGGGGCUCUUACCGCGACUCAGGAGGAGCUGCUGACGCUGAGUGAGGAGCUGGCUCAGCUUUACCACCACGUGUGCCUAUGCAACGACGAGACGCCCACCACCGUCAUGCUCGACUACUACAGUUCAGUCCAACCCGAUACUAUAAGGCCCAGCAAUUCAAGACAGGGCAGGGGUCUGCGAGGUCUGAGUGCCACGCUCAAAGCCAUGUCUACAGACAACAGUAAAGUGCUGCUUACACCGCGCCUUGCUCGGCGGCUCAUGGCAGCGUCUGCAGGUAGUCGUCGGGAGUCCCGCAGCCCCCCAGUGUCCCCUUCUAAAGAGCCCCUGUCCAGAGAGGAGGGAUCUUUAUCCAGGGAGGAGGGCCCCACCUCAGCCAGCAGUGGCUCCUCAUCCUCCUCUUCCUCCUCGUCACCUGCUCCAGACCCUCCUGCAGAGCUACGCCGAGAGCCCAACAUCCAGCACCUUUGCGCCCUCAUCAGAGAGCAGGUGAAGUACCUCCAGCGAGCGGUGGAGCGCUCUCAGCAGCUGUUCAGGCAGAGGGCUGCAGCUCGGGAACUCGCUCCGCUCAUCGACAAAGAUAAAGAGACCUGCCUGGAAGAACUGCUCAAGCUCAAGUCUCUGCUCAGCACCAAGAAAGAACAGAUCGCCACACUACGACUGGUGCUCAAGGCAAACAAGCAGACUGCGGAGAGCGCACUCACAAACCUGAAGAGUAAAUAUGAAGCAGAGAAGUCUUUAGUGACGGACACCAUGACCAAACUGAGGAACGAGCUGAAGGCCCUCAAAGAAGACGCGGCCACCUUCUCCUCACUCCGAGCCAUGUUUGCCACCAGGUGUGAUGAGUAUGUGUCCCAGUUGGACGAGAUGCAGAGACAGUUGGCAGCAGCAGAGGACGAGAAGAAGACUCUGAACUCUCUGCUGAGGAUGGCCAUUCAGCAGAAGCUGGCUCUGACGCAGCGUCUGGAGGACUUGGCUUUUGAUCAAGAGCAGAGCAGGCGCUCCCGGGGGACCAGACUGAGCGGUGGCAAACCUUCCCCAAAAGUGAGCCCCCCAACCUCAGUCCCAUCCUCCUCUGCAUCUCAGCGACCAUCCUCAGCUUUGACUCCAGGCAGCUGUCCGCCUUCAGGCCUUACAAGCCCCUCAGCGGCGCUCCCAGAAUGUGUGUCCAGUACCCCCCCUCCUAGCCCCGCUACAGCCUCCACAGACCUGCCCCCAGCCCUAGAGACCCCCUCAUCCCCCUGCAGCCCCCUGUUGGCCCCUAUCAGACCCGCCUCCUCCCAGUGGACUGUGGGUGUGCGGACAUUUGUGCUCAACUCUCACAGUUUCAAUGUCAGUAGGUCCCCUGUGGGCCCACGCAGUUCUCCUCUGUGCAGGUCGUACGGUUCAGACAGGCAGGUGCCCUCAGUGCCCUAUCACCCCCCCACCUCAGGGCUCCGCCGCUCCACAUGGAUCCCCCCAGCACGAGCACGGCCCCUCUACACUGUGGGUCACUCCUCUGUGCUCUACAGCAGCCCCUCCUACAGUCACUCUACUCACUACACCCCCUUGUACCCCAGGGCCUAUGGCUCCUAUCGGCCCCGACACUAACCUCUGUCCCUGAGGCGUCCCCUGUUCUGUGCCUGCACUGGGGUCCAUGCUCUGUUCACUGACUCAGGGAUUCUACAGAGGAGCACAAGGCCACCAUCUGUCCCGGGUCAGAUGUCCACAUGUCCCACAUGUCCCUGGCAUGGACACAAUCUGGUCCUGCUCAGGAGGACUGCCUGACACAGCCUGAAUGUGAUCAUUCUGAGCAAACUGUGGCAGAGGUGUGUCCACAGGAUGGUGGUCCCAGCACCGGUCUGUGUGGGCGGAGAGACUUGUAAGAAUGUAAUACAGAAGAUCUAGAGAGAGCUACAGUAAGCUCUGCAAAAGUGCCUUCAAACAUAAAUGAACAUAUCACUGUCUCAUGAGACACACUUGUCCUAACAGCACACACCACAGUCACAUGUUUGUGUUACAGAUCACACACAGCUUUGCUCCACACACGUCACGUACACUCCUCGUGCACACUCUAGCUUUAACUCCUGACUGCACUCCCUGUGCACCUCUGUGUGGAGAGAACAUGCACUGGACCUAACUCCCGCUGUGACCCCUGCUGCUCCUCACACCUGAUACUGAUCAGGUGUUGUGCCUCACCUGGAGCAGCUCAGGAUGGCUCUCCUCUCUGGCCUCAGCCUCACCUCACCCUGCAGGGUCACAGGGUCAUACGUCAAAGGGUCAGAGGGUGCAGAGGGCUAGCCUUACUUUGCCCUCAUGGGUUUACUCCACGUUCAUUAAAAACUACAUCUAGAGGCUUUAUUACUUAUUACAAGGCUUUUAUAGGACCUCACGAACUCCUCACUCACACCAGACCCUGUGUAAACCCGUGUAAAUCCAGAACAUUCAAACCUGUUUCAUUCAGAGAGCCUCGUAAGCGCCCUCUGGAGGGAGACACAGCACAGCGAAGGAGGGACAUGUAGGGUUGGGCUGACUACUACUUCUACUUGACUAAAUGUACCAAGCUGAGCCGGUAAUUGUGCUGGUACAUGCACAUAGUGCAGGUGUGUGGUCCACUACACAUGUAUGCCAGUGCCCUGUGCAUCCAUAGUCAUUUAAACGAGGACGUGGCAUGGCACCUACAGAAGCUCUCAGAAUGAAGUCUUCUGUUUGAUCUGUCGAAUAUCUGACCCAAACACAGAAUUCUUGCCAACAGUCUUCGUUAUUAGUUUUGUUCUUUAUCAAAAACAUUCCAGAAAAUGUUCACAGACAAAAGCAUAAAACAUCUUUAAGCUAUAUGAUUUGUGUAGAAAAGCAAAGAUGUAUAACAGCUUUUUUUUAUAGAAGGUGGGUAGUACUCAUUUACUCAGUUAUACAUUUAGUCAAGUAACUAUUAUAAAGACAUUGUAUUUUCCUAGUAGCAUACUCCUACUUGAGUAAUGUACACUUUCUUGAGUAAGGUUGUGCCUCCUCUUCACACUGAGUGACAAAAGCUUUAUAUGACAAUAUGAAAUGAUUUGAACAUUUGUGUUUCUUGCAG